AUGAGCAAGAUGGCAGUAGAAAAGAAAGACAAGUCGCAGUUGCACAAAGUUGCCCUCAAAGGGUCAUCGAAGACAGUCGCAGAAUUCUUCGAAUACUCGAUAAACACGAUACUGUUUCAGAGAGGCGUAUAUCCUGCAGAGGAUUUCACACCGGUCAAGAAAUAUGGACUCAAUAUGCUCGUCUCCUCAGACGAUCAGGUCAAGGCGUACAUUAAGAAGAUCAUGUCACAACUGAACAAAUGGAUGGUUGGAGGCAAGAUCUCGAAGCUGGUGGUGGUCAUCACUAGCAAGGAGACGGGCGAACACGUUGAGAGGUGGCAGUUUGAUGUCCAAAUUCUUGGGAAGUCUUCGAAACAGCGCUCAUCAAAAAGGAUGGCGGACAAGGAAAACACUGCACCCGAAGAGGCUGCUGCAGAAGAGCCCGAGCCCGAGAAGACGGAGACUCAAAUACAGGAAGAGAUCCAAGCCAUCUUUCGCCAGAUUACAGCGUCCGUCACAUUUCUGCCGGUGUUGGAUGGAAACUGCACCUUCAAUGUGUUGGUCUACGCGGAUGCAGAUUCGGACGUGCCUAUCGAGUGGGGAGACAGCGAUGCCAAAGAAAUCAAGAACGCAGAGAAGGUCCAACUGCGCAGUUUCAGCACCAGCAACCACAAGGUAGAUACCAUGGUCAGCUAUCGAUUGGCGGAAUGA
Molecule: messenger RNA, 690 nt
Organism: Fonsecaea erecta
Lineage: Eukaryota; Fungi; Ascomycota; Eurotiomycetes; Chaetothyriales; Herpotrichiellaceae
Exons: 6
Coding region: 1-690 (229 amino acids)
Biological process (GO): mitotic spindle assembly checkpoint signaling
Cellular component (GO): kinetochore; cytoplasm; nucleoplasm
Source: RefSeq, a predicted model, not a curated record